AUGUCGGGCAUUACCAACCCGCACCCGAGCCCAAAUGAAGAAUACGAAGAAUACCCUCUGCCAAUAAUCCUCAAUGACAACCUGGACCCUCUGCCCAAUCCCGAUCGCCAAAGUUUGGAACGCGAAGCAACGGUCGAUGCCCGCCAAUACGAUGCCGGGCUCGAACCAGUAGAUACCCGAAUCCGAUCUCCCCGGAAUCGGGUACGAUUUCGCUCUUUGAGUGUACGCCGAAAUGAUUCGCAGGACGACGCAGACCCUUCAGCCAGCCCACUGCUGCCGCCCGCAGAAAACGAUUACCGACUAACCGGAACCGUCACCCCGCCGGCCCGCACACAUUCCCGGCACGGCUCAGGCCUCGCCAACGUGCGCACUCCAGACGAAUCCCAUGCCGAAACAGAAUCAGAGAAACCCCAUGGCUUCCUGCCAACCAUGGACCGCACGACCUCAGCCAGGGACCGUUUCAGAGCAGCCGGUCACCUCCUGCACGAGAAAACCGUCCGCUUAACCGAGCGUCUCGGUCGCCCGCCCGAUGAAGGCGAGGCCCUGAACGCCUCGUACAUUCCAGAUGACUUUGACAGCGGCAUCCCGCUCGAAGAGCUGCAGGCGCGGCGCGCUCGACACGACGCCGACAGGCUGCGCGCAAUGGAAAGCGGCGAAACGCUCAUCGAGCCGCCCCCCAGCGCAGAGGCCCACCGUCUCGUCCGCAGCAUGACCAUGGUCCAGGACCAGCUGCGCAAGCGCAAGCCCCAAAGCGCGUACCAGCGAUCCGGCCAGACAACUCCCGAAGGCCUGAUCAAGGACUUUGCGCAGCGCCGACGAUCCAGCGGCUUCGGCGGCGGCAGCGGCAUCCUCUCCCAGCUACUGAGGCUGCAGGCGACGCAGACGGGGGGCUCUUCGCGCGCAGAGAGCGUUAUCACUGAUGACUCGGACAGCGAGACGCAGGUCUCCUCUGGCAUGACCACGCCGAAGAAGGGAUCCCUUUCCCCUACUAUCACCCCCUCGGCACCGACUUCGGGCUCCGCAACCCCACGCAAGGAGAAGCUGAAGUGGUAUAAGAAGUCUGCACACCGGUCGACCUCGUCGCUGGUCAACGCUUCCAUGAACCUCAGCAGUGCCAGUCUCCCUGGCGCAGUUGACAUCGCGGCCGGCCCGCCACGAAAACGCAAGAGGAAUAAGCGCAAGACCAGACUGGAAGACGAAAUCCGCGUCACCGUGCACAUUGCAGAGAUCAUCGCCCGCCAGCGGUAUAUCAUGCAGCUGUGUCGCGCGCUGAUGCGGUACGGUGCGCCGACCCAUCGCCUGGAAGAAUACAUGCAGAUGACCGCGCGGGUCCUCGAGGUCUCAGGCCAGUUCCUGUAUCUACCAGGCUGUAUGAUCAUGUCCUUCGACGACCCGACCACGCGCACCGCAGAAGUCAAGCUCGUGCGGAUGGUACAAGGCGUCGACCUGGGCCGACUGGCCGACACACACAACGUGUACAAGAACGUCGUGCAUGACCUGAUCGGCGUCGAAGAGGCAACCCACGAACUAGACGAGAUCAUGCAGCGCAAGCCCCGCUUCAACAAAUGGAUCCUGGUGCUCAUGUACGGGCUAGCCAGUACCACCGUCGGCCCUUUCGCCUUCCAAGCCCGCCCAAUCGACAUGCCCAUUAUCUUCUGUCUGGGCUGCAUCGUCGGGCUGAUGCAGCACGUCAUCGCGCCCCGCUCAACCCUCUAUUCCAACGUCUUCGAAGUAACAGCCGCAGUGCUAACCUCUUUCCUGGCGCGUGCGCUAGGAAGCAUCAAAGUCACUCGAAACGGCACCACCGAAGAACUCUUCUGUUUCUCUGCUAUGGCGCAGUCUUCCAUCGCUCUCAUUCUGCCCGGCUUCAUGGUGCUAUGCAGCAGUCUGGAACUGCAGUCGCACCAGAUGAUCGCCGGCUCGAUCCGCAUGGUCUACGCCAUCAUUUACUCUCUCUUCCUCGGCUACGGAAUAACAGUCGGCACGACGAUCUACGGGCUCAUGGACGGGAAUGCGACCUCCGCGACGACAUGCUCAGGACUAGACGUCUACGGCUCCACGUAUCUCCGCCAGUUCCCGUUCGUAGCUAUCUACGCCAUUUUCCUCGCUAUCGUCAACCACGGCAAGUGGAAGCAGAUGCCGGUCAUGGUGUUCAUUGCGGUGUCCGGGUACGUCGCGAACUACUUCAGCACCACCAAGCUUGGCUCCCAGUCUGAAGUCGCCAAUACCGUCGGCGCAUUCACCAUCGGCGUCUUAGGAAACCUGUACAGCCGUGUAUGGCAUGGGCACGCGGCGACCGCUAUUCUUCCCGGUAUCUUUGUGCUUGUUCCGUCUGGGCUGGCGUCUAGUGGGUCUUUGAUUGCGGGUAUCCAGUAUGCGGAUGAGGUGCGGCAGAAUCUGGACACGAAUGGGACUAGCUCGACGACGAGCGCGCUUUCCGAGACGUCGGUUGCUAGUCUUGGCUUUGGUAUGAUUCAGGUGGCCAUUGGAAUUACUGUUGGGCUGUUUAUUGCUGCGCUGGUCGUUUAUCCAUAUGGCAAGAAGCGGACUGGGCUGUUCAGUUUCUGA
Penicillium soppii is the source of this 2568-nucleotide messenger RNA. Its product is annotated as threonine/serine exporter family protein. Gene Ontology annotation, molecular function: transmembrane transporter activity. The record is from RefSeq and is a predicted model, not a curated record. Gene Ontology annotation, biological process: transmembrane transport. The coding region runs from base 1 to 2568 and encodes 855 amino acids. NCBI's taxonomy places the organism in Eukaryota, Fungi, Ascomycota, Eurotiomycetes, Eurotiales, Aspergillaceae. The transcript has a single exon.